Molecule: messenger RNA, 1476 nt
Organism: Clonostachys byssicola
Lineage: Eukaryota; Fungi; Ascomycota; Sordariomycetes; Hypocreales; Bionectriaceae
Source: the annotation of a GenBank genome assembly
AUGACGCACGUGCUCAGUGGCGAUAAAAAUGAGGGAGGAACCUCAGGGACGGAAAGCUUCGAUUUGGCCUUCAAAGUCGUAUUGGACGAUGAUUCUGACCCUGCAUCCCCGAGAAGUAUGUCGAGUCCCCGGAAAUGGUUCAUCGUGACAACCAUUUGUACAGCAAUUGUUUGCGUAACCUGCACCAGCUCAGUAUAUACCACAACCUACAGCCAACUCAGCCAAGAGUUCGCAGCUACCCGGCUUGUCUCUGCCACUGGACUAUCCACUUUUGUCUUUGGUAUCGCAUUCGGGCCUUUGCUCUCUGGUCCAUUGAGCGAGCUCUUCGGCCGGAAGCGAGUCUACCUUGUGGCGUGGCUCACCUUCAUAAUAUUCACAAUUUCAUCUGCCGUAGCGCAGAAUAUGAGCACUCUCAUCGCCACUCGCUUUUUCGCUGGGUUUGGCGGUAGCACAUUUCUAUCAGUCUCUGGCGGCACGGUUGGGGACAUCUUCGCCAAAGAUGAAUUGCAAAAGCCCAUGUCGUUGGUGUCGUUGGCACCCUUCAUAGGCCCAUCAUUAGGUCCCUUCUUGGGCGGAUUCAUCAACUAUCAUCUGCAUUGGAGGUGGACCUAUUAUAUUAUGCUGAUAUGGUCAGUCCUGACCUUCCUUGCAAUCCUCUUCAUUCCCGAAACGUUCCAUUCAACUGUGUGCGAGGCCAAAGCACGCAAGCUCAGGAUUGAGACGGGAGAUAUGAGGCACUGGGCACAAUCGGAGACGACUCGCCAGUCAAGCCCGAAGACGAUAGCCCUCGCUCUUUUACGGCCUUUUCAACUAUUUUUCCUGGAGCCAAUGUGCUUUUGCUUGAACAUUUACUCGGCCAUCUUGCUGGGAAUCUUGUACCUUUUCUUUGGAGCAGUUCCUCAAAUCUUUCGUACCAACUAUGGCAUGAAUCUUUGGCAGAGUGGACUUUCAUUCCUCGGCAUAAUCAUCGGUAUGGCAUUGUCACUUCUCACUAACCCCCUUUGGAUUCGUAUACGGACACGGCUGGUCGCCCGACAUAGGGAAGAAACAGGCAAGGACGACACAAGUGAGCCAGAGUAUCAGCUACCACCGGCGAUGGUGGGAGGUGUCUUGAUACCAGUUGGCCUGUUUUGGUUUGCAUGGACGAUCCAAGGGACAAUUCACUGGAUUGUUCCUAUAUUGGGUUCUUCGUUCUUCGGCUUCGGGGUCAUCUUGGUAUACAAUGGCAUUUUUACAUUUCUAGUAGAGGCAUAUAGCCAAUACGCAGCAUCAGCUCUCGCCGCAAAUGGCUUCGCCAGGGCAUUUCUUGCAGCUACGUUUCCGUUGAUUCAGAUUCCCAUGUUUGACCAGCUUGGCUACUCGUGGGGCACAACUGUCCUGGCAUUUUUGACUGUUGCCAUUAUGCCAUCCCCGUGGCUAUUCUUCAAAUAUGGCAAGUUUCUGCGCAGCAAAAGCAAGUUUGCUUCGACGCCUUGA